This is a messenger RNA of Laetiporus sulphureus 93-53, 8299 nucleotides long. Its product is annotated as polyketide synthase. Lineage: Eukaryota; Fungi; Basidiomycota; Agaricomycetes; Polyporales; Laetiporaceae. The record is from RefSeq and is a predicted model, not a curated record. Bases 76 to 8106 code for a protein of 2676 amino acids. The transcript has 33 exons. Gene Ontology annotation, biological process: fatty acid biosynthetic process. Gene Ontology annotation, molecular function: 3-oxoacyl-[acyl-carrier-protein] synthase activity; phosphopantetheine binding; oxidoreductase activity.
GUUCCCUUGAGCUGGAAUUCGUUCAGAAUCGACACUAGCGUCUGACCACAUAUCCUAAUCUGGUCCUACACUCACAUGGCAUCAAGAUCGGCGCCCAGCUAUAGCAACCCCGACCCCCUUGCAGUGGCUAUCGUAGGCUUGUCCCUAUGUGCUCCUGGCGGGGAAACGAGUGGGCUCGACACCGACACAUUUCAUGAGUUUCUCAAGCGUCGCGGUUCCGGCAUUAUCACUGUGCCACCGCAUCGCUGGAAUGCGGAGGCUUUCCAUGGCACUGUGCCUGGUAAAUCGUGCACCACCAAAGGCGGCUUCAUACCCGAUUUUGAGUUUGCAGACGUCCAAGAGUUCGGCAUCACUCCAACGGAAGGUGGACAGGCAAUGUCCACCCAAUUCGUCGUUCUUCAUCAAGCAUUCAACGCCCUACAACGCAGUGGAAUAGACUAUCGGGCCACGAACACCGGGGUUUUUGUCGGCUGUCCCGGUGGAGUGAGUCCGUUUGAUGUAGAUGUCACUCAAGCAGGGGCAUAUUAUAUGACUGGAACGUCUUCUUCUAUAACCGCUAAUCGGAUCAACUAUGUCUUCGAUUUGCUCGGGCCUUCGACCAUCGUAGACACAGCCUGUUCGUCCACUCUCACUGCGAUGCAUCUUGCGGUACGGGCAAUCAGAAACGGGGAUUGCGAUCAGGCCGUUGUUUCCGGAGUGAAUCUCAUUGCAUCUCCAGCGGAUACCGUCGCUUUCAGUCAGCUUGGCGUCCUCAGCCCAGACGGCAUAUGCAAGUCCUUCGAUAAUGAUGCGAACGGUUAUGCUCGUGCAGACUCAGCUGGAGCUGUGGUGAUCAAACGACAUGACCUCGCCGUCAGAGACAAUGACGUGAUCCAUGCGACGCUCGUCGGGACUGCGUUGACAUCUUGCGGUUCUCUCAUGGGCUCGCUCACAACACCUAACCCUGAAGCUCAAGCUCAGGCGAUUCGUCUCGCAUAUAAAGAUGCUGGUCUCCAGCCGCACCAGGCUGACUUUGUCGAGUUGCACGGGACCGGAACCGUUGUCGGCGACUCCCUUGAGGCUAACCUUGCAGGUGAAGUGUUCUCAGAAGGUAGACAAGGAAGGGAAAUUGUUAUUGGGUCUGUCAAGAGUAAUGUUGGACACGGAGAAAUUAGUGCCUACAUGACCUCGUUAACGAAGGUUGUGCUGAUGCUGAGCCACAAGGAGCUCUUGCCCAACGGGUACUUCAAGACGCCUUCGGAGAAGAUCAAAUUCGAGAAGUAUAAUUUGCGUGUCCCUGUUGCAACUGAGGAAUUCGUGGCAACGGAUCCCGAGCAGGGUCUCAUUGCAUCCAUUUCUAGUUUCGGUUUCGGAGGAUCCUGCGGACACACUGUUCUACGUGAGCAUGAAAAGCGCCCUGUCCGUUCUACUGCUGGUUUCGGUGCCAUGAAGGGCCCCUUUCUUUUUACCAUGGGUGCUCUCACUCCCAAAUCAUGCAAUACGCUAUCACGGGAGUAUAAGGCUCGACAUAACAAUGCUGAUAUCCCUGUUCUCUGCGAGCACCUUGGCCGUCGUGCUCGCCAGAUGUUAUAUCGUACAUAUGCAGUCGCUGAUAGUCUGGAGUCGGCCGCGUUCCCGGAACCCGCUCUUGUCGGGAAACGGCCCAAUCCUUUGGUGUACUGCUUCUCAGGCCAGGGACCUCAGCAUUGGCGCCAAGGACGGGAACUAAUGGCUGCAUACCCCGUAUUCCGCGAGAGUGUUCUCGCAUGUGACGAAGUGUACACAGCUUAUGUUGGAGAAUCAUUCUUGGACAAGACUGGGUUGUUCGUGCAGGAUAGCGUCAAGCCGUCACCGCUCGAGACCUGCCUCAUUUGGCCUGCGGAGGUUAUUUCGGUCUCCAUCGCAUUCUUCCAAAUCGCGAUGUUUGACUUGCUCACCGCACUCGGUAUUCGACCUACGGCCCUUGUUGGACAUUCUUUGGGAGAAACCGCCGUUCUAUAUGCUUCUGGUGCUGCCUCUCGUGAAAUGGCCGUCAAGGUUGCAGUCGCGCGUGGCCGUGCCUUGGGGAUAGUCGACAACGCUGGAGGAUCCAUGGUCGCCAUAUCUGGCUGUGACGCCGAUGCAGUCCGCGACUAUGUGGAUGCCGCACUUUCUCUGGCAGGAACCGAGUGUGGAAAAGCUGGGCAAUUACACUUGGCUGCGUUCAACAGUCCAUCUGAUAUCGGCGUAUCGGGGCCCGAGGAACUUUUGGACGCGUUGACGAAUUACAUCGAUAGAUGGGUUGACGGCGUCACCGCCCGCAAGCUUCGUGUAAGCACAGCCGUGCAUUCGCCCUUUGUCAAUCCUUGCGAGGAGGCGUAUCGUAAGGAGCUCGCCGCCAUCUUCUCUGAACAUGCCAGCGAUCACUUUCCAGUGAUCUCCACCAUGUCCACCGUGACUGCCGAGUUCGUAUCUGAGCCCUAUACAGUUGAUUAUCUAUGGAAGAAUAUUCGCCAACCUGUGUUGUUCUCCACGGCCAUUCCGAAGAUCAUCGACCGCUAUGGGGAUCUGACGACGUUCGUUGAGGUGUCUCCUCAUCCAGUUUUGUCUCAGUAUAUGAAAGGUCUGGGCGCCCAUGACUCAGUGGGAACUGGGUACCGGCCGCCCUCCUCACGUCGUCUCAAAGCUGGAGCGAGUGCGAAGACGGAAGUGCAUGCAAUCUUGGACACCAUCGGGCGUUUGCUCCUGUUCGGUGUGAACUCGAUCGAUUUCUCCAUGCUCAACGCAUACCCUUCGAAGACAUUACCAGAUAUUGACUAUCCGUUCAACAAGAAGAUCUGGCCACUGGCGAAUGCUGCGGCACAGCCUGCAUCUUAUCACAGGUGGCUGCUUCCUGCUAGCAGGGCACUCAAUUCCACCCGGCUCAGAGUAGGCCCUUAUAAUCCAGAACCGUGGAUGUCGCAUCACGUCAUCGAUCGUUCUAAUUUGAUUCCAGCUUCUGUAUACGUCGAGAUGGGCCUCGAAUUUCCUGGGGCGACCGAAGUCUGGGACUGCAGGUUUGAGGCUGUUUGCAUCCUCGACGAAUCCGUGCCUCCCAUCACGUUGGAAGUCUCGAAAGAAGGGGCCGAAUGGUUCGUGAAAUCCUCAACGGCGCUUCAGACCAUGGGAGGCGACAUGGAGUGGGUGCGGCGGAGCGUACCUCCCUUCGACACUGUUCACUCUCACGGCAAAUUGGGUUAUGGCGUACCGAAGCUCAGUCCUGACAGCAUAACAUAUGUUGAUGUCGAUGCAGUGACUAAACGCUGUCAUCGAACAAAUACAGGAGAGGAAUUGUACAAGCAACUCGAGAAUUACGCUCAGUUUGGCGCUGAGUUCAUGAGGAUCAAUAGGGUCUGUAUGAAUGAGACAGAGGCCAUCGCCUGGAUUCGAGGCCAUGUUGACGGUCUGAACGCGACCGACUAUAACCUGCACCCCGCUAUUCUAGAUGGCGUUUUUCAGUCGGCUCUCGGCUGGGCCUUGGUCUAUAAAAUGUUGAACGACGGAAGUCAGAACGAAAGCAUCUUUUUGCCUUACUCGCUAAAGAGGGCUUUCCGCAAUGACGGAAGCAUCGAACCCCUUGUCUUGCCUGCUGAAUUCCGAGCAUACGCUGUGAUGGCUGAAUGGACGCCCCACCAUUGGAUUGUCAAUGCAUAUAUCUUGGAUGAUGAGGGGUCUGUUCUGUUCACGGUCGAAGGACUCCGUUUCACAUGGGUCUCACAAGAAGAUUUCUUGCCCUCUACUCGGUUCGCAACACAUUGGCAACCAUACGCUCUGCCACCCACACAGCUACGCGGCUUAAUCGCCGUGGAAGGACCCACCCCAGAAUCAGACACUGUCGAACUCUUAAGAACCCUGGAUGAACUUGCUGUCUCGUAUACCAGCGCUACAUUGACUCGCGUCCCGGAGGACUUUACCCCGGAGAGCGCUGACAGCAAACGUUAUCUGGCUUGGUGUAAGAAUUUGAUUGCCAACGCCAGCUCUGAUAUCCCAGUAUCACCUCGCAUUGGCGUGUCUGUGGAAACUCAGUUCAAAGAUGUCUUGCAGUUGACACACCGAGUCGGUGAGAGUCAGAAAGACCUAUUGACCUCAACCCAAGCUGCGUCGAAGCUGCUCCUGCAGGAUGAUAUCAUAAACCAGGCUUACGAGAGUCCACCUUUCGUAGGCUCAAUCUUCGACAAAUUUGCGAUGCAGUUCGUGGACCUCGUCAAUGCCGCAAUCACCGCUGGAAAACGUGUUAUACGCGUCCUGGAGAUUGGUGCUCGACAAGGCCGUCUCACGAAGCUUCUCGGCCAGGCACUCGUAGAUGCUGCGCUGGGCCCUGGUUAUUACGUCGACUAUUUCUGCAGCGACACCGACAUCCUCUUUGCUCAGAAGGCAACUGUGCAAUCUCCGUGGAUGACGAUGACCUCUCUAGUCUUUGACCCGACUAUCCCAGUUGAAGAGCAAGCACUCGAGCCCGCGAGUUUCGAUAUUGUUGUAGCGUUGAAUGCCCUGCAUGGUAGUUCUGACCUUCGCGGGACCCUUGCCAACCUUCGGGAUAUGCUUGUCCUCGGUGGUUACCUUGCAGCGAUCGAAUUGGAUGGCAACUCUUUUGCAACGUCUGCGAUUGGUACUAAAUGGAUGAACUUCGUCUUCGGGUGCUUCGAUGGGUGGGUGGGAAUCCAUGAGGAACGUCAGGGACCGACUCGCUCCUGGCUGUCGCUAACACACUGGACGGCUGCAUUGCAAUCAGCUGGUUACAACGAUCAUAUCCUCCUUUCUUCAAUCAGCGAUUGUGUCGGGCAUAUCGCCUUCAUAUCGCAAGCCUCUCUCUCGACACGCGUGAUGAACGAAUCAUCGAAGAUUUCGUCUUGCUUCCAAUACGACGACUUCACUAUCGUUCGCUACUUCCAUGCCGGUGGUGAAAUUGAUCUUGUUACAUUCCUGUCCAGCCUCGAUUCGACGGAACCUUACUCCCUUUGGCUCCACACAGAUACAAGGCCCAGCAAUGCCGCCCUGCUGGGACUGUCUCGGACACUUUGCCACGAAUAUUCCGCUUGGAAGAUCUUCACUGUGUUGUUCCACCCUUCAUGGGAUUCAUCUCGGCAAAAGGAGUUCAUCCAUGAGAGACUUAUCCCUCUCAAGAUGGUGCAUGCAGAGCUGAUGAUCGAUGAAUUGGGUUCCAUGAGUGUUCCUCGGGUUGUCGAAACUCCAAUGUCCCCUAUCACCGAACCUCGAGGAUCGAAGGCAGUCCAAUUUAGUGAAACGCAAGUUUGGCGACAGUAUCCACCAGAGCUACUUCCUGGAGAUGUCGAAGUGGCGGUUUCUUUCGUGUCCAUUUCCUCGAUAUUCGCUGGGUGUUCAGAAUUCUCGGGUGUCGUGACUGCGGUCGGGGAAGGUCUCAAGCAAGAAUGCCAACUCGUCGGAAGACGGGUAUUUGGCAUAGUGUCUGGACACGGCGGGAGUGUCGUCAUCUGCCCUCGAUCCCAAGUCUCUGUCAUCUCGGACGAUCUGUCUCUGUCCGUUGCUGCGGCGUUGGUCGGGCGUCUGGCCUUCUUGUCUUCAGUGAUCAUGAAGGCACUUCCGUCGAACGGACAGCGUCUUGUUAUUCUGCACGCUGGCGACUGCUCGGCCGCUGCGACCACUACCUACUCGUAUCUCAAGGCUACAAACUUUGAAGUCCUGGUCACCUUGACAAACGUGUCGGAUCCUCACAGCGCACGAUCUUUUUCCAGCCUCAGACCGGUGUACGCGUCUAGCGACUACCAAAGCUGGGUCGAGGCUGCACGCAAGUGGGCGCCGAAGGGAGUGGAUCUUGUUGUCAGCUUCGACAUCGAUCCGAGCGUGGGCAUGGAGACAAUGCAGAUAAUGGCAGCGGGUGGCACCCUCGUGCAAAUCGGAGAUCUGCCUCGCCGGCUUCGUCGUGGCCAGCGAUACGUCUCCGUUGACUGGACUCAUCUGGUUGAAGAUGAAUUCCUCCUUCGGCGCUUGGAGGAUGUUCCUCCUGCUAUCCGUGAUUCAUUGUUUACUUCGGUGGAGGUUUUUAAUCUCAGCCAGUUCUCAAUUGCGGUUGCAAAAUCACACUCUGAUCCGCCAAAUAACGUCAUUCUGCUGGGCCUGGAAAGCAUUGAUCCCGAACUCCCGAUCACCAAAGGAGGCGUGAUCGCUGGGACAGCCGCUUUCAAUCCGCGUGCAUCUUACGUCCUGAUCGGCGGCGUCGGAGGGCUCGGCGUCAGUAUGGCCAGAUGUUUGGUGGAGAACGGAGCCAGACAUGUUGUUCUGACCUCGAGAUCUGGGACAAAGGCUUUCGAGAAUGUGGAGCUUAUUCGGGAGAAAAGGAUGGUUGAUUACCUUCGUGCACUCCCCGGUGUCACUGUGGACAUUGCUUCGGUGGACUGUCUGGAUGCAGAGAAGACCAAGGAGCUGUUUUCUAAUCUCAACCACCCAGUCGCUGGCGUCUUCUUUCUUCCCGUGAAGUUGCAUGAUGGGCUCUUUGUUAACCUGAAGGCGGAGGAGGACUGGAAAUUGAUGUAUGAUGUCAAAGUGAAGGGACUGCAGGUGAUGUUGGAGGCGGUUGACCCUGCAUCACUAGACUUCCUUGUGCUUACGAGUACUAUAUCCGCUCUUGGUGGCUCUGCAGGGCAAGCAAACUAUACGGCUGCACAGUUUCAGAUGGAAAUGAUCGGAGCUGGACUUCCAAACACGGUGUCCAUAGCUGUGCCACCGAUUCUUGAUGCUGGCAUUCUGGCACGUAGCACGCGACCUGCCGGCACCCAGAAAGCCGCACUAGAGAAGUACAAGUCUUUCGGUGUCAGUACGAGACAGGUAGUCCACCAAUGCAUCGACGCAAUUUUGUCUCUGGGCACCAAACCGCGCAAUGCGGUAUAUAUUCCUGCAGUGGACUGGAAGAUGCUUUUUGAAUCUGGAUUGGCCCCUGCGAGGACUCAAUCGCUCAUACGUCACUUGAUUACCAAAGGUAUGGACGGACCUAUGGCAUUGGGCACAUCGCAUGAGGGAACAAUACGAGCAGCCUGUGCAAAGGUCCUCUCGCUUCACGUGGAUGAGAUCGAAGAGACAAUUCCUCUAUCUGGCUAUGGCCUUGACUCUCUCACCGCUGCGCGUCUCAGGGUAAUCCUCAAAACAGAGUUCAACCUAGACGUGACUCAGCUUCAAUUGCUCAGCGGCUAUACGACAGUGCAGAAGUUAGUAUUGAUGCAAUCAGAGCAGGCGGCUGCCUUGGAGACCCAAAGAUCGACCCCCCAUGGAGAAGAAGCUUCCUCCGCUGACGGAGCAUCUAUCGAGGACGACAUGAAUGAGACGAUUGUCCGUCUCAAUGAUGCGAAACACGGUUUGCCUGUGUUCCUCGUUCACGGUGCAGGAGGCGGUGUCCUUGUCUUGCGCAAGAUUGCACAGAAGAUCCAAGUGCCUGUAUAUGGAGUGCAAGAUACGCCCGAGGCGCCCCUUACGGGGACCCUGCAGCGCCUGGCGACAUUCUACCUAGGGAAGAUCAAGCAGAAGCAAUGCACAGGGCCAUACCGUGUUGGCGGGUUCUCUUUUGGCACCGCGGUGGCACUCAUGAUGGCGCAAAUGCUGCGCGCUGACGGAGAGACGGUGGAGACGCUGAUCAUGUUGGACGGCGCACCCACCCUAUUCCUUCGGCCCGAGAUGCGAGAGCACACGCGUCAGAUCAUUAUGGAUGGGACCAUGGCGGACAACAUUAUGCGGGUCGUGAAGGAUAUGGCGGCGAGUGGAGCGAUUGACGGAGCAGAGGAUGUCCGCACGCAGUUCGAGGAACACUUUGAGCAUAGGCACAAGGGAAACAAAUGGGUCGCGAGAUUCUGUCAGGCGUAUGUUGCUCAUCUGCUCAUGGGCAUCCGCGAAAGCAUGGAAAUGGAGCGACGCGAACGAGAUGAGGCGUUGGAUGGGUUAGUGUGGCCGGCCGAGCGCACAGUGCUGAUGAAGGCGCGAAAUGGCAUCAGAACAAAUACGCACGCACAGGGAGUAUCGGAGGCAUUUGAUUUGGACAAAUGGACGGACAAGGUGGACUUGCACGAGUUCCCGGGCACACAUUUCGGAUUCUUGAAUCCGGUUUCUGGUGUCGGCGAGGCCUUAAAUGACCUGUUGGGUUAGUCAUUUUGGAUGGUAGCUGCCGCGCGUCUUACCGUUACGCUCUGUCAAUUUUGCCAUGUGCUUGUAUUAUUACACACAACUACUUAACGGCUGUUCCCUUUAAAUUGAUUUGUACAAGAUAAUGCGGACGGAUAUCCGGACUGGCUCCGAGCCACUUCCGCGAAUGUAAGGGCCAUACAUACGUAUAUAGUGC